Messenger RNA from Ustilaginoidea virens, 372 nucleotides. RefSeq lists its product as uncharacterized. The coding region runs from base 1 to 372 and encodes 123 amino acids. NCBI's taxonomy places the organism in Eukaryota, Fungi, Ascomycota, Sordariomycetes, Hypocreales, Clavicipitaceae. The record is from RefSeq and is a predicted model, not a curated record. The transcript has 3 exons.
AUGGCUGACCGCAGGCCGUCGACGGAGCCGGAGAAACUACAGGUGCAGCAGCAGCAGCAGCUCAACUGCACGACGGCGAGGGAAAUUUCCGUCGUUGGAUCCAAUGCCAAGUGCGCAUCGUUGAGAGAGCAGCAAACGGAGGCCCGUCGCCAAGAGACCGGAUUCAACAUUGAAAAAUACUCUGUACGUACGGCAGACAACCGCUAUCGGAGCAGCAUCACUGGCACUGGCAUCGGCAUCGAGCUCUCCAAGCUUUCCUCCGCCCCAGACAGCCCCAGCCAGCAUGUCGAUGAAAACCUUCCCCUGAGCCCUCCGUAUGCAGCAGGCUUACCAGCCUUGAUCAACGCUGAGCGCCUACUUCAUGUCCAAUAA